Endocarpon pusillum Z07020 is the source of this 189-nucleotide messenger RNA. RefSeq lists its product as uncharacterized. NCBI's taxonomy places the organism in Eukaryota, Fungi, Ascomycota, Eurotiomycetes, Verrucariales, Verrucariaceae. The coding region runs from base 1 to 189 and encodes 62 amino acids. The transcript has 3 exons. The record is from RefSeq and is a predicted model, not a curated record.
AUGAAUAACCAAGGACAAGCCCCCGCUGGUCAGAAGGAGGAUUAUGGCGACAAGGCUGCCGCAUUCAUCAACAAGAAUACUGGAGGCCACGUCAAGGACAAGAAGAUGAUGGAGAAGAUCACCGAUGGACUUCGAAGCGCAUAUGAGAAAGCGACUGGCAAGAAGGUCAACCCGAAAUACUCCAACUAG